This is a messenger RNA of Arabidopsis thaliana (thale cress), 1865 nucleotides long. RefSeq names its product BTB and TAZ domain protein 1 (gene BT1). The record is from RefSeq and is marked reviewed. The transcript is spliced from 4 exons. The coding region runs from base 752 to 1594 and encodes 280 amino acids. NCBI's taxonomy places the organism in Eukaryota, Viridiplantae, Streptophyta, Magnoliopsida, Brassicales, Brassicaceae. Gene Ontology annotation, molecular function: calmodulin binding. Gene Ontology annotation, cellular component: cytoplasm; nucleus. Gene Ontology annotation, biological process: regulation of DNA-templated transcription; protein ubiquitination; embryo sac development.
AAAAGGACCAGACUUCGUUGAGCUGUGUCUAUAAAAUCCAGAGAAGCAAUGCCCUCAAGCUUCUCCAUCAUCAAAUUAAAACCCUCCAGCCUCCAACAACAAAAUUUACCAACACUCUCUCUUUCUCUUUCUCUCUGAAAACUUAAAACGAUGGCUAUAACCGCCACUCAAAACGACGGCGUUUCACUAAACGCCAAUAAGAUUUCGUAUGAUCUUGUGGAAACUGAUGUUGAGAUCAUCACCUCCGGUCGUCGUAGUAUUCCGGCACACUCCGGCAUCCUCGCUUCGGUCUCACCGGUACUGACGAACAUCAUCGAGAAGCCGAGGAAGAUUCACGGCGGAUCAUCGAAGAAAGUUAUUAAGAUUCUCGGUGUUCCAUGCGACGCCGUUUCAGUCUUCGUCAGAUUCCUCUAUUCUCCGAGGUUCGUCUUUCUCUCUUUUUCAUAUCUUCUUGAUCGUCAGAUUUUUUUUUUUAAUCCGUAGAUUUAUUACUUCAAAAAUACAAAUCAUACUAAAAAGAAUGCUUGAUUAAAUACAUCAUCUUAAAGAUCUUUACCAAACUCGACUUUUCCAACGUUUUAAUCAUACAUUAAAAUCACUACAACCAGAUUGCGAUUGAUUUAGACUUGUUUCAUAUUCAAAAACGUGUGAAACACAACACAAGGAACACGAAACUAGUACCAACAUCAAAUUUGAAUAAAUCAACGGCAAAUUUUACCCUUAGUAUGCAAAAUGACUAGAAUACCCCUAUAUGUAUCUUUUGUUUAGUGUCACGGAGAAUGAGAUGGAAAAAUACGGAAUCCAUCUACUGGCUUUAUCACACGUGUAUAUGGUGACUCAGUUAAAGCAACGGUGCACUAAAGGCGUCGGUGAGAGAGUAACCGCCGAAAACGUUGUCGAUAUUCUCCAGCUGGCUCGUCUCUGCGACGCACCUGACCUCUGUCUCAAGUGUAUGCGAUUCAUUCACUACAAGUUCAAGACCGUUGAACAGACAGAAGGAUGGAAGUUUCUUCAAGAACACGAUCCUUUUCUUGAACUUGACAUUCUCCAAUUCAUCGACGAUGCAGAAUCGAGGAAGAAAAGAAGAAGGAGACACAGACGAGAACAGAAUCUGUAUUUGCAGCUGAGUGAAGCCAUGGAAUGUAUAGAACACAUAUGCACCGAAGGUUGCACACUGGUCGGACCAUCGUCUAACUUAGACAACAAGUCAACAUGUCAAGCAAAACCCGGUCCAUGCAGUGCGUUUUCGACUUGUUACGGACUUCAACUUCUUAUACGUCACUUUGCAGUAUGCAAGAAAAGAGUCGAUGGCAAAGGUUGUGUCCGAUGCAAGAGAAUGAUUCAACUCCUUAGACUCCAUUCUUCGAUUUGUGACCAAUCUGAAUCUUGCCGUGUCCCUCUUUGCAGGCAAUAUAAGAAUAGAGGUGAAAAGGACAAGAAAAUGGUUGAGGACACGAAGUGGAAGGUUCUGGUGAGAAGAGUAGCGUCUGCUAAAGCCAUGUCUUCGUUGUCUCAAUCAAAGAAGAAAAAAAGUGAAGUGUUAUUUAAAGAAGAAGCAGAAGAUUUGAUCAGAAUCCGGAACAAGUUAAUGUGAAUAUACAAUAUAUGUGUUUUUAUUAGAUUAUAUAGUGAGCGAUUGUUAGAAGCCAUUAAUUACUUGAGUCGGAAGGUUUAUUUGUUUGUUAUUUGUCUCUCGGACUGGUUGAUUGGGUUAAACUUGUCAAUGAGUAACCCUUUGAAUCUGUCGUUUUGUUUGGUCGGUCGAAUUAUAUAGAAAUGUAUUAUUGGUUAUAAAAUGGUAUUAGGGUUUUUGGAGACUUUGUGGCAAAAAGUAUACAGAUUGAUCCGGUUUAAACUAGCUAACG